AUUAUAAUCGCUUUAAAAAGAUUAUGCUAACAGAUAAUAAGUGGAACUUAAUGAGUGAUUUAACUAAUUUAUUUAGACCAUUUAAUGAAUAUACUGAAUAUUUUAGUAGUAGUGAAUAUGUUACAAUCAGUAUAAUGUAUCCAUUAAUUACUACGCUUAUAGCUAAAUUUUGUCCUAUUAUUCAAGACUUUUAUUCAACUUUGAAUUUUAAUUCAAAUGAUAUUGCAUUUGAUGAUGAUCUUGAGUAUAAAGAUAAUAAAGAAGAAACUAUAAUAGGACCAAAAAAACAACAGAUAAAAAUUAAUAGACCUAUGAAUACAACUGAUGAUUUUAAUAAUCGCGAAUUGAAUGGCCGUGAGAUUCGCAAUGUCCUUCAUGCAACGAGAUUGUUGGCCAAGAAUAAAGAUAAGUCUUUGACUGCAGAAUUUAUUAUUGAUAUCAUCAAAAUUAUUCAAGAAUUUCAUUCAGCACGUAAUAAAUAA
Molecule: messenger RNA, 482 nt
Organism: Racocetra fulgida
Lineage: Eukaryota; Fungi; Glomeromycota; Glomeromycetes; Diversisporales; Gigasporaceae
Source: the annotation of a GenBank genome assembly